This is a messenger RNA of Dunckerocampus dactyliophorus (ringed pipefish), 4134 nucleotides long. It is a transcript of the gene grk3, whose product is annotated as G protein-coupled receptor kinase 3. The transcript is spliced from 22 exons. Gene Ontology annotation, molecular function: G protein-coupled receptor kinase activity; G protein-coupled receptor binding; ATP binding. The record is from RefSeq and is a predicted model, not a curated record. Gene Ontology annotation, biological process: G protein-coupled receptor signaling pathway; regulation of signal transduction; protein phosphorylation. Bases 1479 to 3587 code for a protein of 702 amino acids. Lineage: Eukaryota; Metazoa; Chordata; Actinopteri; Syngnathiformes; Syngnathidae.
CAUCAUGAAACAUGCGAGAACAGGAAAUAGCAUACUUCCGUGUUGUCUAACGAUGUCUCAAGUGUUUCAUUAACAUUUUAAUGUUCAACAAUGUUCUUGUGACCCGAACCACCCGAACCGUGGCGAGCAGAGUGGUGCGGUACCACCGGUCCGGCUCCAGGCUGCGAGCUGCUCCGGGUUUUGGAAGCCCUCCCGCCGCAGUGGGAGGAAGUUGAGCCACAAGGCAGCGCAGCCACCGCGUUAAAGACGAGAGAAAAACACGGAGACUAGGGGUUUCCACGGGACACGCACGGUACCGGAGUCGGGGUCCGGACAUCUCGUGAGACACCGGAGAGAGGACAGAGUCUCCCGGCACUCGCUUCGGAGGGCCACCGGACACUGAGCCGCUCACUAUAGCCGAGCCGACGGAAGAUCCUCCAGCUCGGCUAGCCUGGUAGGAAGGAGUCGCCCGGAGCUGGCGGAGCACGAAGACCCGCAACCCCUCCUGUUUGUAGAGAUCAGUGCGGUCGACGAGACGCCAGCGUCUCGGUGCGGUACACUUCCGCGCCACCUCCGCCGGUCGACACGUUCCUCCCCGCCGUUUACUGCUUUAGUUUGUCCGCCAUUUGACUUAAAAGUUCCGAGUGUUUCUGGCGCCCCCUCCCCCUCCUCCAGCGUCACUGGCAGUCCCCAGGCAGCCCUCCGCGCUGGCUGCCCCGGCGACGCGACGACGCUUCACUAACACUCGGCCUGGACGCUGCGGGGUCAUUUUUAGGAGACUUUUGGAGACACUGGAUGUUUUCUUGUGAAGGAACGCAGCCUGACUCGAAGCUGCCGGCUAGCAGCGCAGCUAGCCCGCUAGUCUGUUAGCUCCGCAGCUAGCUGCAUGCUAACUAGCAAAGCAAACAUCGACGGUAGCUUCUGACGUGAUCGAGCGUCGCAGGCAGCAGCCUGAGGGACAUAGUCUCUCGUCCUCCUCAGUCCGGGACCAGACCAGACGACGUUUCGGGCCGAGGCAGGCAGCUCUCCGUGUGGACUGUGUGGAACGCAAAGGAGGCGCGCUAGCUUGUGUUUGCUGGCUGGAAGACAUUUGCAUUGCUCUCACACAAGAAGACACUUUUCAAGCACGCAGCUGGAGGAUUAGUCCACCUGCCCUCCAUCCUCCCUCCUCAACACAGCCUGUGUGGACAGACCAGCGUGGACAUUGUUCCGGGGGACGGAUGCUGCAUCGGGGACAGGCCGUCAAUCCCGUGCGUGUGACGGCAGCGUGCACGGAGAAGCUGUUGCCUUAAAUGGGAUCGAAAUAAAAAGCAAGCAUCGAAUCUUUGAUUGGCAACUACUCCUCCUCCAAGCCAAUGAUGACACUCUGAGGACACGGUCGACAGCCAGGACACCCGCCCUCCUCCUCCCCCCACCCUACCCCGGGACAUUGAUGGUGGUCUCAUCUGGUGGAGGACCUCUGUGUUUUUGAAGCUCCACGCAAAAGUCUGCUGAGAAAGAUGGCGGACCUGGAGGCAGUGUUGGCUGAUGUCAGCUACUUGAUGGCGAUGGAGAAGAGCAAGUCCACUCCAGCAGCACGCGCCAGCAAGAAGAUCAUCCUGCCCGAGCCCAGCAUCCGCAGCGUGAUGCAGAAGUACUUGGAGGAACGCGACGAGCUCACCUUUGACAAGAUUUUCAACCAGAAGAUCGGCUUCCUGCUCUUCAAGGACUUCUGCUUGAACGAGAUUGACGAGGCCGUGCCGCAGCUCAAGUUCUACGAAGAAAUCAAAGACUAUGAGAAGCUGGACUCUGAGGAGGAGCGGCUGAGUCGCAGUCGGCAGAUCUACGACGGCUACAUCAUGAAGGAGCUGCUGUCCUGCUCGCAUCCGUUCUCCAAAAAAGCUGUGGACCACGUGCAGAGUCACCUGGCCAAGAAGCUGGUGCCCCCCACCCUCUUCCAGCCCUACAUCCUGGAGAUCUGCGACAGCCUGAGAGGGAAGAUCUUCCUGAAGUUCAUCGAGAGCGACAAGUUCACUCGCUUUUGCCAGUGGAAGAACGUGGAGCUCAACAUUCACCUGACCAUGAACGACUUCAGCGUGCACCGCAUCAUCGGCCGCGGCGGCUUCGGCGAGGUGUACGGCUGCAGGAAGGCCGACACUGGCAAAAUGUACGCCAUGAAGUGUCUGGACAAGAAGAGGAUCAAGAUGAAGCAGGGCGAGACGCUGGCGCUCAACGAGAGGAUUAUGCUGUCGCUCGUCAGCACAGGGGACUGCCCCUUCAUCGUGUGCAUGACGUACGCCUUCCACACCCCCGACAAGCUCUGCUUCAUUCUGGACCUCAUGAACGGUGGUGACCUGCACUACCACCUGUCCCAGCACGGCGUCUUCAGCGAGAAGGAAAUGCGCUUCUACGCCGCAGAGAUCAUCCUGGGCCUGGAACACAUGCACAACCGCUUUGUGGUGUACCGAGACCUCAAGCCAGCUAAUAUCCUGUUGGACGAGCACGGUCACGUUCGGAUCUCCGACCUGGGACUGGCCUGCGACUUCUCCAAGAAGAAACCUCACGCCAGCGUUGGUACCCAUGGGUACAUGGCUCCAGAGGUGCUCCAGAAGGGGACGGCGUACGACAGCAGUGCUGACUGGUUCUCUUUAGGAUGCAUGCUCUUCAAGCUCCUCCGAGGGCACAGCCCCUUCCGACAGCACAAGACCAAAGACAAACAUGAGAUUGACAGGAUGACACUCACCAUGAAUGUGGAGCUGCCCGACUCCUUCACAGCAGAACUCAAAGAACUUCUGGAGGGUCUCCUGCAGCGUGACGUGUCCAAGAGGCUGGGCUGCCAGGGCAGAGGCAGGGCCUCGGAGGUCAAGGAGCAUCCUUUCUUCAAGGGCAUGGACUGGCAGCAGGUGUACCUUCAGAAGUACUCGCCGCCCUUAAUCCCGCCCAGAGGGGAGGUCAACGCUGCCGACGCCUUCGACAUCGGCUCCUUUGAUGAGGAGGACACCAAGGGCAUCAAGCUGCUGGACAGCGACCAGGAGCUCUACAAGAACUUCCCUUUGGUCAUCUCAGAGCGCUGGCAACAGGAAGUGGCGGAGACGGUCUACGAGGCCGUCAACUCGGACACGGACAAGAACGAAGCUCGCAAGAGAGCCAAGAACAAGCAGCUGGGCCACGAGGAAGACUACGCCUUGGGGAAGGAUUGCAUCAUGCACGGAUACAUGCUGAAACUGGGCAACCCCUUCCUCACCCAAUGGCAGCGACGCUACUUCUACCUCUUCCCCAACAGGGUGGAGUGGAGGGGGGAGGGGGAGUCACGGGAAACAUGGCUGAAACGCUUGACGCAGCACAAAGAUUCGCAAAACCUGCUGACGAUGGAACAGAUCGUAUCGGUGGAGGAAACGCAGAUUAAAGACAAGAAAUGCAUCCUGCUGCGCAUCAAAGGAGGGAAGCAGUUUGUGCUGCAGUGCGAGAGCGAUCCAGAGUUGGUGCAGUGGAAGAAGGAGUUGACCGAUGCGUUCACUGAAGCUCAGAAAUUACUGCGCCGUGCUCCCAAGGUCAUCGGGAAGAGUCGUAGCGGCGUGGUGGAGCUCUCCAAACCCCCCCUCACGCACCGCAACAGCAAUGGCCUGUGAACUCACACGCACAUGCACGUGCAAACACACACACAUACACACACACACACACACACGCACACACACACACAGAUAAUGACUAAUCCUACUUUUUCCCGCCAUGGGACCUUGCCAGUCAUGGACAGGAAGCAUGUGACCUGCAUGAACCUGAGGGGGGCGUGUCCUCCCACCACCCCCCCACCACCACUCUCACUGAUGGGGCGCUCUAAAGACUCACGUCGCUGUCCUUCCUCUCGUUAGCAAUGAUUGCUAACCCCCCCUCAACACCCUCCCUCAGCGUGUAAUGGACGUGCUAAAGUGCCAACAUUUCCUUGAGUCGCCGAGGACCUCCAUGACGGCCGUGGCGGGCUGAACAUUCCACUGCAGGAAGCAGGAAGUGAACGGACCACAGAUUCCUCUGAUUGACCAAUCAGCAUAGAGACUGACAUUCCAUUGGCUGACCAGCAGCAGUCAGUCGCUAUGGUAACCAGUGGUCUCCUGGGGGGGCGUGUGUAUAUAUUGUUUGUGUUUUCGUGUUUGCAUCAUGGUUGCCGGGUGGGGAGGGGGA